AUGGAUCAUUUGCGCAUUACUGGACUUAGCACACUUAAAAGUUGUUUUUGGUAUAUCUAUGGAGCGCUGCUACAGCAAGGCGGCAUGUACCUACCCAAAGCGGAUAGUGGUCGUCUAGUGAUCGGUGUAUGGUGGAUUGUUGUAAUUGUUCUAGUCACAACAUACAGCGGAAACUUGGUUGCCUUUCUGACUUUUCCACAGUUUCAGCCAGGUAUAGAUUAUUUUUUCCAAAUAUUUGCAUCUAGAGACAUUCAACAGUUUGGUUUGCGGAACGGUUCCUACUUCGAAAAAUAUUCAACGAUAUCAACCCGCGACAAUUUCCGCGAUUUUGUGCAACGUGCGAUAAUAUACAAUAAUCUUCAAGGCGAGGAUAUUGGCGCUGUGCAGCAAGGUAAACGCGUAAACGUGGAUUGGCGUAUCAACCUUCAAUUGAUUAUACAGAGACAGUUCGAGAAAGAUAAGGAAUGCAAGUUUUCAUUGGGACGGGAAACUUUUGUAGAUGAACAGAUUGGAUUACUGGUGCCAAGAGAUAGUCCUUACUUACAGUUAAUCAACGAUCAAAUAACGCGCAUGUUUCAAAUGGGUUUUAUUGAACGUUGGCAUCAGAUUAAUUUACCUUCUAUGGACAAAUGUAAUGGUCAUGGCGGAAUGCGCCAAAUUACGAAUCAUAAAGUUAAUUUGGAUGAUAUGCAAGGCUGCUUCAUGGUUUUGUUGUUUGGUAUGAUGAAUUUCCGAACUGACUUCGUUUUACUAAUAUAAU
Messenger RNA from Rhagoletis zephyria (snowberry fruit fly), 760 nucleotides. RefSeq names its product glutamate receptor ionotropic, kainate 1-like. The record is from RefSeq and is a predicted model, not a curated record. Gene Ontology annotation, molecular function: ligand-gated monoatomic ion channel activity. Lineage: Eukaryota; Metazoa; Arthropoda; Insecta; Diptera; Tephritidae. Gene Ontology annotation, cellular component: membrane.